Molecule: messenger RNA, 3189 nt
Organism: Leptopilina heterotoma
Lineage: Eukaryota; Metazoa; Arthropoda; Insecta; Hymenoptera; Figitidae
Exons: 14
Coding region: 306-2843 (845 amino acids)
Biological process (GO): nuclear envelope organization
Cellular component (GO): meiotic nuclear membrane microtubule tethering complex; nuclear envelope
Molecular function (GO): protein-membrane adaptor activity
Source: RefSeq, a predicted model, not a curated record
AACAAGACGACGGUUUUAUGCAAAAGAGUCUGUGUGCGUGCAAUAAAAAAAGAAGUGUCAGAUUUUUAAUAAUAGUUGCUGAUCUAAAUUUAUCAGGUUUACGAGAACUGUUUUGCCCCGUGUCCAUGUGUUAAUAAAUUUAGAGACUUGUGACAGAAAAGAGUUGAAAAAAAGAAGAAAACCAAGUACCAGGAAAUGUAGAGAGUCCUACGUUAUCAAAUAAUUAAUGACACGCAAUUUCGUGCGAUUACGCUUUUUUAAUUUAAUACAUUUCAUAAAAAGUUCAAGAUUUAUCCCAAUUGAAAAUGGAACAUGAUCGUCAAAUGCGAAAUACGAGGUCACGUUCAUUAACACCACAAGUUUUGAGUCAAAAUAUCGACUCGGAAACAACAGAUCAUCACUAUGAUCUGAGAAAAAGAAGUCGUGAACGAUCUUAUACCCCCGGGGAGGUCUCCAGCAGCAGAAGAUCAAGUUCAAGAUCACUAACAGUGAAUGCAAAGAAUCAGGAGCAAAACAUGGAUGUGAUAGAAGAGCGAGAGGACGAAUUUGAAACACAGAAAGAAAUUCAGGAGAAUGUCACUGGAAAGAAAUCCACACGACGUUCUGAGCGGCAGCGAGUUAAGAGACAAACUGUCUCUAAUGGUCAGAAUGAAGUGAAGGAUAAUGCAGCAAAUGCAAAAAUUGAGCGCAAAAGAAAGAGUGUAACGCCAAAAAAAAUGCUAACCAGUGAUUAUUCCUCGGAGGAUGGCGAACGAGAGGAUCCUCCAAGUCGUCCUGGAUCUGCAUACGAAAUUUAUAAAAAAGCCGGUGAAUGGUGGAAUGUAUUUCCUAAAACUGAUUACACGUAUUCUCGUGCAUCGCAAUGUCGUUACGAAAUAGCUCCAGGCGUUUUGGCUAUGCCUAAUAUGUCCCGGCGUUCCAUUCAUUCUGAUUGCAGUAGCACGCACGGCAGUUCGAUAUCAAACAGUCAUCAAAGUUUAAAUCUCGAGACUGGCGAACAUAGUGGUGGCGAUAUUGUCGAUAUUUCCUCAAUUAAAGAGGAUAACAUGAGAAUGGAAAAUGCUUCUCAUGUCUUUAAUCAGGCGCACACCUCAGAUUUUGCAGGGAAAUCCGUUAUUUAUAAAAGAACUCACGUUGAACAAUACACAUCACAUCGAGAAAUAGUUUAUGAUUCUAACCAAUUAUCACCUCAUUUAUCACCAAUUCUAUCUCCCGAAGAGAGGUAUAAAUCAAAUGAAACUUUCAUUGCACGUAAAUAUGGUCAUUUAUCACAAGGAGAAUCCGAUACAGAAUUAGAUGAAGCAAUCACUAGAACAACGACAGUGAAUUCAAAUAGAACUUCAAGAAUUUCAAAUAUAUUUUUGAAAAUCAUAUCAAUUAUCACGACAAUAUUUUACGGGACAUUAACUUUUGCUACUUUAGGAGUCUUUAAAAAAAAGGAACAAUCUGCUAGUCAUAACUAUCAACAAUAUCAAGAAUCAAACUGGAGUCGAUUGUGGAAAACGCUUGAUCGUGUUUUUGAGAAAGUUUAUUUAUUUUUAGUCAAUAUGAUGUUAUUAGAUUCGUGGUUUUUAAGUCGAAUAAUGAAUACAAGACAACGUGUGCAGGGAAGACGUAGAAAACUUUUCUUCAUUAUUCUCUUGCCUCUUCUCCUUUUGGCUGGAUUCUGGUGUUUACCACGAUUGAUGCCAGUUUUUACGAAACAAACCGAAGAAAUAGUGCCAUCAUUGCAUAAUACGGCGGAUUUGAAAGGAUUUGUCAUCGAUACAUCCCGAGAAAAUGAAUUGAGAUCACUUCUUCAAAUACUGACGGAGAAAGUUCAACGACUUGAGAGGAAAGACAUUUUGCAAACUGAACAUUUGAAAAACGUAACACAAGUGAUUGAAGAUCUAAGGAAGAAUGACGAUAGUAUAUGGAGUAAAUAUGACAAAAAACUAACUGAUUUGGAAGAACAUUUUCGUCAGGAUGUGAAUGAAAAAAAUUAUGAGACCAUCAGCGCAAUGAAAGUGGAAUUUGAAGCACUUCGCGACAAUUACUUUCAAUUGAAGUCCUGUUGUGAUUCAAAUGUUCCGACUUUGACUGACGAGAAAAUUGAUAGUCACAUCGAUAGGCUUCUAGCUGGAUAUUUCGGUAGUUCAACUUCAAAGGAAGAAUUGUCAAGAGUCAUUCAAAGUUUACUAUUGAUACGGGAAAAUGAUAAUAUGCAAAAGGAAAAUCUAAAAGAAUCGGAAGUAGAGAGAAUUAGUGGCAAUCUAUCAAUGGAGGACAUGAGAAAAAUCGUUAAAGAAGUACUCAAGAUUUAUGACGCUGACAAAACGGGAAGAGUUGAUUAUGCAUUGGAAACAGCAGGUGGUCAAGUGAUCAGUACACGAUGUACACAAGGAUAUAAUGUUAAAACGAGAGCUUAUAAGCUCUUUGGUUUAACCUUGUAUUAUGAAAGUAACGAUCCUCGAACUGUGAUACAGGGAAAUACUUUACAACCUGGCGCGUGUUGGGCUUUUCAAGAUUUCCCUGGCUAUUUAUUAAUUAAAUUACGCAACUUUAUUUACGUCACUGGUUUUACAUUGGAGCAUGUACCGAAAUCAAUUUUACCAAAUGGAGAUAUGAGAAGUGCACCGCGCAAAUUUAACGUUUGGGGAUUGAAGCAUGAGAACGAUUUGGAACCCGUUAUGUUUGGAGAAUACGAGUUUCUUGACUCUGAAGAUAAUUUACAAUAUUUCCCUGUUCAGAAUACGACGAUAAAGACAAAUUACGAUCAUGUGGAGUUGCGAAUACACAGCAAUCAUGGUCAACUUGAGUACACUUGUUUAUACAGAUUUCGAGUCCAUGGACGAAUAUUGUGAAAAGAUGACAUUUUUUGAGAUGAAGACGAAGGAAAGUUCCAUUAUUUCUUAUCUAGUGAUGAAAGUAAGCAGCUUUAUAUUGUCAUUUGAAAAGAAAAAACCAUCGUGCCUUUGGCUGCAGUAUUUAUUGUUGUUCCUCACCGCCAAAUGAGAGUGAGAUGUAAAUCGCACAGAAUUUUUUCGCACAUAAGAUAUUUUUUUUUGUCUCUCUUUGAAUAUGAAAUAUGUGCGAUUCAUUUUUUAAGAUAAGAAAGACGAUUUCAGGGCUUAAGCGUAUAGUGUAAAAAUAAUGUAUUUUUGUAAAAAAAAAAUAAUAUUCCUUUCAGGAUUGUUCUUAUAUACGAAA